UCCAACAUGGCAGACGGAGUGGAUCUUACGCGGUAACUAAAGCAACAUUUUAACUGAAACAGAAAUUGAAGACUACUCUGCAACAGGACAUUCACAAUGAGGGAGAGACAGAAGAAGAAGAAGGGGAGGACGUGGGCGGAAGCAGCGAAAACGGUUCUGGAGAAGUACCCUAAUACACCUAUGAGCCAUAAAGAGAUCUUGCAAGUGAUCCAAAGAGAAAGACUUAAGGAAAUAAGCGGAACUUCACCGCUGGCAUGUCUGAAUGCAAUGCUGCACACGAACUCUCGUGGUGAGGAGGGAAUCUUCUACAAAGUUCCAGGCAGAAUGGGAGUCUACACAUUAAAGAAGGACAUCUCAGAUGUGGUGAAGGAGCUGUCGGAAGAGGGCUCUGAGGAGAGCAGUGACAAUCUUUCUGACUCUCGAAGCUCAGAAAACAACAGUAGUGCUAUCAGUCAAGAGGGCAGGAGAGGAAGGUGGAUGCGAAGAGUUCCCUCCAAGCUGCAGUCACAGCCGUCGUCUCCACAGCCUCGAUGCUCGUCGCCGUCUGUCCCCACCAGUAAGCUCAUCUCUCCCUCGCAGAAACACAGCAAGAAAGCUUUGAAACAGGCCCUGAAACAGCAGCAGCAGAGAAACCAGCGUAGACAGGGGGGAAUGCCAACCUCCUCCAGUCCAAGACUGCUUCUGAAAACCCUUAAAGACAUGGCAGAUAACAUUACAACAAAAACUGAUUUAUGCCACCCAGUCGUACCCAGAAAGGUUCCCCAAAGGUCCAGUCGCCUCAGUGCAGGGCAGAUAAAACGUGCCAAGUAUAAAAUAGACGUGGAGACGCCAGACUCUAUUUUGGUUAACACCAACCUGCGAGCAAUCAUCAACAAGCACACUUUCUCUGUCUUGCCUCCAGACUGCCAGCAAAGGCUGGUCAAACUUCUGCCAGAAGUAGACCGCCAGGCUUGCAUGGACGGCCUUCUGAAGGUCACUAGCUCUGCCUUAAACAAUGAGUUUUUCACAUCAGCAGCUCAGUCUUGGAAAGACAGGCUGGCUGAUGGGGAAUUCACUCCUGAAUUGCAGCUCCGAAUGCGCCAAGAAAUUGAGAAGGAAAAGAAAGUUGAGCACUGGAAGGAAGCCUUCUUUGAAAACUAUUAUGGGGAGAAUUCGGGGCUCAGCUAUGAGGAAUCCAAAGAGCUGACAAAGGCUGAUUUGAAUCAGGAGUCUGCCAGGCCUCAGUCCCCCUCUCAUCAGACAGGACCUGUCGCUCAAGCACUAGAGGAAUCUAAGUGCACCAAGGACAGCAGCCUGACUGAUGCUCCUGCAAAAGACGUAAAGCCAGCGCAGACAUCGUCACAGGAGCCUCUGAAAGCACUGCCUGCUCAAAAAGAGCCUGUCUUUACUGCAGAACCCAUGAAGACGCGACGCUCACAGUAUGCUGAGGAUCGGAAGAUGAAUACAACCGCAAAUACUGGACUGGCGGCUGCAGUGAGAGCACCAGAGCUUGAGAAACGUGGUGAAUGGAGUGCAGCAUCUACAAUGCCAGAAAAGGAGCGCAAGGAAGACACGAAGGAGGAGAAAACUGAAUGCUCCCAGUUGUCUGUGGACAGCAGCCCUCCACCAAAGGCUAGUUCAGAGUUGAAAGAAGUUCAGUCGGUGUCUAUGGUUAAGCCUGCUGCAGAGAGCGAAGAGGUCAUCUCUGAGCCCAGUGGCUCCUCAGAGCCGCUGAAAAGGAAGUCUCUCAGUGAGAUAGAGAGUGAAUUAACACCAGAGAAAAGACCCCGCAUGUCUUCAGUUUCUUCAGUGUCUUCAUUCUCAUCUGUGUCUCCCUCAGCAUCAUCCAUAUCCAGCCCUGCUACACCAACUUCAACAACAAAUCAGAGGGUUCCACCACUAAAGAUCCCAGUAUCACGAAUUCUUCCCUUGCCCGUGUCACCUAGCCAGAUCUCACCGAGGACUCCCCUCCCAAGCCCACUUAGUAGCCCAUGCCGUACUGGUGCUCGCACUUUGGCAGAUAUCAAAGCCAAAGCUCAACUGGCCCGAGCACAACGUGCAGCAGCAGCAGCAUCAUCUGCUUCAAAGGGGGCGGUGCCAGGCCCAGGGCCAGGUGGAGGCAGUAGUGAGCAGACACACCACUUAUCCAGCCCGACAUCCCUACAGGGAUCUGCUAGGUUAGCAGCCACACAGUUUAGUAUAUCUUCUCCUUGCCAAGUGGACUUUUUUGGUCCAUGUAGCCCAAACCAGUCUCAGAAGUACUUAAGCAAAACUGAAGAAAAACAUACAAGUCUUUCUGCUGGUACUGUCAGUACAGGAAUCCAUAGCGUCCAAAAGAGUUCAAGUGUAUCAGCACAACCAUCAUCGGUGCAUGCUUCAAAGGAACAGGAAAUCCCAUUAACUGCUGGAUCAACAACCAGAACCAGCUCCUGCAUCCCUGCAAACAACCCGCUGGUCACUCAGCUUCUGCAGGGCAAAGAAGUUCCACUGGAGCAGAUCCUCCCAAAACCGCUAUCCAAGGUGGAAGUAAAGAUGUCAAACUUCUCCUCUGGUAGUAUGGGAAAGGUGUCACAUUCUGCUGAGCACAGGGCUGAGAAGUUCAAUACAUCAGGCCGAGCUGGUGUUUUCUCAGAAAACACAAAACAUCACAGGGAACUUCCUGACAAGGAGACUCAGGAGCAGAUCCUACAGGCUCUAAUGCAGAGGAAAGUCCAACAAAGUCAGCCUUAUGGAGGGGGUGUAGGGCCUCAGUCACCUCAGUACAAAGUUCAGCAACUGAUGCACGCAGAAGAGCGACAGGAUCGAUCCAGGAUUUCUGUUGGUUUUUUGGGUCGAAGGAGGAUGCCAAGGCCUGCCAUGACAGGACAUUACCUGCUCAAUGUCUCCACGUAUGGCAGAGGAUCAGAGAGCAGGAGACUUCACCUGUCUGCCAUUCCAAACACGUCUGUAACCAGCACAAAAAGGGAAACCACAGAAGCAGAGGAUGCAGCCAAGGAGGACCAACCAGCCAGGAAAGUUUUUCUGUUUCCUUCUGGGGUCAAAACAGAGCAGCAAAGAUGCUCAGUAGGCAAGCCUAAUGAACCAGCGGGCUUUCAUCAUCACUAUAACAUAAAGACUGAGCCUGGAUCAGAGUAUAUUGAAGCUGGUGGUGAUAACAACAACACCAGCGCAACCACCAAAGACACCAGCCCUUUUUCUCAGUCACACCGAAGGCACCUCGAACUCUGCAAUAGUAAUCAAGGAAACUCCGAGCCAUAUCUUACCCACGUGGAUCCCAGUCACCAGCGGCCGACUGCCUUUCAAUCCCAGAGAACACUCGAUAAUCAGGAACACCCGGUAGCGUCAUGCUACGGUGGCACUAUCAGCAUGUCCGUACCUCACACUUUGAACCGCAGCAUUGCAGGCACCGGCUCUUCCACAUCCUCAUCAGAAGCUGAUGGUGGUGGCAUCCACGGGAGCGUUAUGUCCUUCUCAGUGACUGUCACCACCAUACCUGCUGGUCACUCAUUAGACCACGGCAACCAGGGCGAGCCCUCACCUGAACAGUCAUUCAUUGAGGGCUCCAACAUGGAGGAGGUCCAGUCUAAAUGCUACUGCCGACUGAAGGCAAUGAUCAUGUGCAAGGGGUGUGGAGCUUUUUGCCAUGAUGACUGCAUAGGCCCCUCAAAACUAUGUGUCUCGUGUUUAGUGGUACGAUGAUAUUAAAUUAACAGUAACAAAAGAAUGGUUAGAGUUGUGUUGUCACACCACAAAGCAGAACCAAGUGUUUUAGAAUCAGUGCAUAAUAGGGUGAAACGUGUUAAGUCACGCUCUGGAGAAAACGGCUCUAGCAUCGGUUCGUUGUGGGAAAGGCAAGGAUUUACACUGGAUGGUCUUGUUUUUCCACUAACAUCUAAGAAAAGUUGUUUUGUGCAAUUGUGUCAUAGAAAUGCCAAUCCAUUUUCAAUCAAAUGUUGUCAGAUAUGAGAAAUGAAAACUGGCAGUGUUUGCACUUGGCUAGAUUAGUGUGAUAUAUUUUUUUAAAUAUAUAUAUGCGUCUAGUUUUUUCUUUUCUUUUUGUUUUUUUUUUGAGGAGGGAAAAUGAAUGUUGCUAUUUUUUUAGAACAUAAUGACUGUUGUGCUUUAGACUGACACUUUUUAUUAUUGGUCCUAAUCAGUUAUGGUUUAACGGCAAAAAAAAGAAAAAAAAGAAAAAGGGCGCUAAUGAUAAUCAUUUGAUGUAGAGUACCUCCUAUUUGGCAUUUAUGCACGUGUGGCAGGGAAGUGCAACUUACAGUAACUAUUUUAUAUGAAACUGUACUUUUAUUACUGAACACACUCAGAUUUAAGAACUAGAAAUGAACAUGUAUAGUUUUAGUAAGAAGAUAUAGAGUGAUUUUUGAAUUAUACUUUAUAUAAAUCAACCUGACUUGUUUCCAAGGCAAAGCACUUGAAAACCACCUGGAUAUAAAGUAAUAACGGUGUACAGCACUUAAAGUCAAACCUAAAGAAAAGAGAAUCAUAUAUAAUUCCUCUAUAAUCCUUGUUGGUAAAUUAAGAUCUUUGCACUUCCAGUGAAGGUCUGAAGUCACUUCCUACUGCGUGAAUCAGCAUUUCCUCCCCAAAAAUCAGGUUUGUGGAUAUGAUCUCCCUUGGUGUGGGAUUUCUAAUGCUUGUGCAUCUGUAUAGAUAAAUCAGCAGUGGCAAACUUAAUUUAAACACUCAAGGCGGGGGGAGAAAAUGCUGACAAUUUUGUUAUUUUGCUGUAUAUACUUGCUCAUGUAUGGUAUUUGCCUAGAUGUAGAAAUAUUGUUAUUUUAUUCGUGCUGCACACCUUGCUUGAGCAUAACUGGCUCUUUAUUUCAAAAUGUUUUUCUUUUUUUGUUUUUUUGUUUUUUUUACUGUGGAAUGAAAAUAGAGAAGAACAGUUAAAUAUGCUAAAAACAGGUACAAUAUGUCACCAAUACAUCAAUAAGUGAGUGUAACACUUCACUUUAACGUGGCCUUUUUCCAGGAAAUUAAGAGAGUGAUCCUCUGUAAUACUGUGGUUGGAAGUAUUGUAAAAAUGAUAUUUGUCACAUAUGUAUUUAAUCAAGAGUAAUUUGUCUUUGUGAUGCACAACACAUUUGUGGUGUCAGCACUUGUUAUAACCUUUGCAGGCCCGUUAUGAUGAUUUUAACAUUAGUGCUUAGUGCGUACUGACUUGUAAAAAGGCCACUGUGUUUGAAGUGUUAUCUCCAAAAGUUUUGUGUUUUUGCUGGUUACAAAUAUUGACACAUCUACUAUAUUUUAGAAUCUCCUGGAGGUACAAAACAUGACCUCUUUUAUAGCAAUUAUUUCCAAGGUAGUAUGCCAAAGUCACCUUAAAGAAAACAAAAAAUAAUCAGAAGUUGUUUUUAAAUGUCUGACUAGUUAAUCAAAGUAAUAUAUUUUAAUUAAUAUAUUUUAAUAUAAAAGAUCUAUUUGCUAAUUGUUUUUGACAAAUCAACAGGGUAUUUACUAUAUUAAUAUAUUGGCUGUCCCGUUCUUUCCUAUAGUGGUUUUUUUUUUUUUUUUGUUCUAGGCUGGACAGACAACCGUGCAGAAUAAUCACUUUUGAAAUAGUCCAGGUAUCUGAUAUUCUGUAUGGUCCAGGUUUUUUAGUGAAUCCAUUGGUCUAUAUUUUUCAAUGAAGAUGUUGUCUAAAGUGUAGCUUUUACUUGUCUAUUUGCGUCAUCACUUUAUGAAAAGAUAAUGUUUUAAUGCACCAUUUAAAAGUCAUUCAAUUAAUAUAGUUUUAUUUUUUAUUUGGUGGGUGUGUCUUGUGGAAAGUUGUUUUUGAGGGCUAGAAUCUAGCAGGAUUUUCACAAGGCAUAGAAAUUUCACUUAUUAAUGACAUAAUGAUGUUUGAAUUAGUGAUACACAUGUCUUUUUUUAUUCUCAUUUUUGAACCCCAUUAAACAUUUACAUCAUAAUUGGUUGAAAGUGAUGUUAAAGUCCUGCUGGACUGGAUUGCACUGCAAAAAAAUAUUAACAACAAUCAUUCUCAAUCCUAAAGGCAGCUGAAAUUUUGGUUAAUGAUGACUGAAACAUGAGUCCAACAGCAGUCCCAAUCAAUACUAAGGCUAACUGUGUGUGUGUGUGUGUGUGUGCGCGCAUUUGGACGUGUAGAGCACAUCAUAUAGAAAAUGGCUGGAAGAAGCGGGGGGGUGGGGGGUGGUGUGUCUCCACUUUUUUUCCCCUUCUUCUUCUUCUUUUAAUGUCAUGUUUGACACUAGGUGAAUUUCUUUAAUGUCAGUGUCAUUUUGUCUCCAUUUAAAACUCCAGGUGAAUGUAAUAUAGUAAUCAGAACUUGUAAACAAAGUGUAUUUUAUCAAAGUAAUAGAAUAUUAUGAAUAAAUAAUA
Pelmatolapia mariae (spotted tilapia) is the source of this 6342-nucleotide messenger RNA. It is a transcript of the gene asxl2, whose product is annotated as ASXL transcriptional regulator 2. Bases 97 to 3678 code for a protein of 1193 amino acids. Lineage: Eukaryota; Metazoa; Chordata; Actinopteri; Cichliformes; Cichlidae. The transcript is spliced from 12 exons. The record is from RefSeq and is a predicted model, not a curated record. Gene Ontology annotation, cellular component: PR-DUB complex. Gene Ontology annotation, molecular function: peroxisome proliferator activated receptor binding; chromatin binding; DNA binding. Gene Ontology annotation, biological process: animal organ morphogenesis; positive regulation of transcription by RNA polymerase II.